Messenger RNA from Dama dama (fallow deer), 1827 nucleotides. It is a transcript of the gene ENTHD1, whose product is annotated as ENTH domain containing 1. Gene Ontology annotation, biological process: endocytosis. The coding region runs from base 1 to 1827 and encodes 608 amino acids. NCBI's taxonomy places the organism in Eukaryota, Metazoa, Chordata, Mammalia, Artiodactyla, Cervidae. The transcript is spliced from 6 exons. Gene Ontology annotation, molecular function: clathrin binding; phospholipid binding. Gene Ontology annotation, cellular component: plasma membrane; clathrin vesicle coat; endosome. The record is from RefSeq and is a predicted model, not a curated record.
AUGGCAUUCAGGAGGCAAGUGAAAAACUUUGUGAAAAAUUACUCAGAUGCUGAAAUAAAAGUCAGGGAAGCAACUUCUAAUGACCCUUGGGGUCCUUCCAGUUCUCUAAUGUUAGAUAUCAGCGACCUGACUUUCAACACAGUUUCUCUCUCUGAAAUUAUGAACAUGCUAUGGCAGAGACUCAAUGACCACGGGAAGAACUGGCGCCAUGUGUAUAAAUCUCUUACCUUAAUGGAUUAUCUCAUCAAGAAUGGAUCAAAGAAAGUUAUUCAGCAUUGCAGAGAGGGGUACCGUAACCUUCAAACUCUGAAAGAUUUUCAACACAUAGACGAAGCUGGGAAAGAUCAAGGUUAUUAUAUCCGGGAAAAAUCAAAACAAGUUAUAACAUUGCUGAUGGAUGAACAGUUGCUACAUAGAGAGAGGGAGGUAGCGUGUCGGACUAGACGGCGUACCUCCUACUCUAUGACAUUUCCUAAAAGAUUACCUGGUACCGGUAACUCACCAACAGCGUGUGCUUCUGCCCCCACACCAGAAAUUCCUGUUUCAGAGAAGAAGAAUAAGCUUCUUAAGGUUGCACGGCUACAUAAUAAAAAAAACACUUCCAAGGCAGGACAGAAACAAGAACAGUGUCAAGACAUUGAGGUGCCCAGUGGAACUGUCUUGUCCCAGGAAACACUACCCAUCAAGAUUAAUGCCUGGAAAUCGACAGAGGACCUGAUGUUAUUUUGUGAGGAUGAUCCAAAGCCAGUUUUGCCGACAAUUCCUACUUCCAUUAUCUCAUCAAUGGCGUGGUUGUCAGAAGGCUCUUUCAUUUGUUAUUUUACAGGUGCUGUGCCUGUUCCCUCAGAAAAAAGCCCAUCUCUGCAGACAAAUGUGAGUCUGGACAAGAACUCAGACAGUACCAUUACAAAGACCAUCACAGGAAACCCUUUGCAAAUGCCUUUAGAAAAGCAGUCAGCUGCAAAAAGCUGUGACACAUUGACAACUUUGUCAGCACAUUGGCCAACUAGUCAAGAAGAGUUCAUUGGCCCUCAUUUAAGGACAUCAAAAUCGGAUUCUACUUUCCGUAACCAGGCCUCUGUGGAGACACUGUAUGUCUCUCCCUCAUUCACAGCAUUUGACCCAAUGAAAGAGACUGUAAUCAGUAAGGGUCAUCAGAAAGCAACACAGUCCGGCCUGGUUCCGAUGGAGGAUGAAAACCUCAAGACCUUAGCCACGUGGGUUUCAACUGCGUCUGAGGGAGCAUUCUCCUAUUCUACUUUAUCUGUGUCAUCCCCUGAUUCAGCCUCUCCAGAGAAGUCUGUUCAUCCCUUACCCCCAGUUUUGGCCGGACCUUCCUUUUGGACUUUGUCCCGUCAAGAAUCUUCUUCUGCCUCUGUUAAAAAUAUAGAUAAGACAGCCAGGAUUCAUCACUCUUUUGCUCCUAGGAGUCCAUUGUCCUCCGAUGAAAAAGAAAAUGACAACCUCAACCUACUGGAAAUUCUUCCAGACAACUCUGAUUCUGCCAAAAAGAAGACAAGUUCUAUUUCUAGCAGUAAUUGGGUAGCGUUUUCCACACAAAAUGUAGACCAUUUCACCUCUAUGUCCUGUUCCAGUUCUCAGGCAACCAAAGACCUGUCUAGGGAACAUGAAGCAGACAAUUCCACUAAUGUUCUUCUAGGGGAGGUAAAAAAUGCCAUAGUCACAUUACACGAAGACCUGAGCAUGGUGAUACGAGAACUUAAUGUCAUCAGUAGUCGUCUGGUAAGCAUGAGUGGGUCCAGUCCACAAAUAAGCAAGUCUCUGCAGUUCCCCCAGUAUUCUGAGGCAGGCUCAGAUCAAGUCUAA